AUGGAUAAAGUUCGGAUAUGGUGUCAAGAUAAGUUGUCAAAUGAAUACACUAAUGGGAUAAAAUCAUUCAUCGAACUGGCAAAAAAUCAUCUUGGCAAUGAUAACCAGACUCGUUGUCCUUGUCGGCACUGUCGUAUUGUAUACAUUCAAAAUAUUGAUGUGGUUGAACGGCAUUUAUGGGUGAAAGGAUUUUCUCAAAAUUAUCAAAAUUGGAUUUUUCAUAGAGAACCAAUGAUAGUGAGUACUGUUGAUAAUCAUUCAAAAGGUGUCCAAGAUGAUGUGGAAGAUGAGGAAGAUGAUGAUAUAAUGGCAGCAUUGCAAGAUGCUGCGGGGGGAAUGUAUAUUAAUGUUACUGGAGAUGAUUUUCCCGAAGAACAAAAUACAUCUAAAGAAGAUUUUCAGAUCUACUUCAGCAAGCUGAAAAAGAGUUAUACCCAGGUGUUAAAUCGUUGGAGUAACAAGUCAUUUGACAUGUUACUUCAAUUACUGAGGGAAGCAUUUCCAGAAGGAACUAAGAUUGGAAAAUCACUAUAUGAGUGGAAUAAAGAUUUGGAUAAAUGUCCUAACUGUACUGAACCACGUUACAAAUUUGAAAAUGCUAAGGGUAAACGUACUCCUCAUAAGAUCUUACGAUGGCAUAAAGAGAAACGUCCUAACAAAGAAGGUGUGUUAAAGCAUUCAACUGAUGGAGAAGCAUGGAAGCACUUUGAUGAAAAGUUUCCAACAUUCUCUGCAGAACCUCAAAACGUUCGUUUAGGUCUUGCGACUGAUGGAUUUAACCAUUUUGGUAACAUGAGCAAUGGAUAUAGUAUGUGGCUAGUGAUAUUGGUUUCAUAUAAUAUGCCAUCAUGGAUGUGUAUGAAGGAAAACAUUUUCAUGAUGUCGUUAUUGAUACCUGGUCCACAGGCACCCGGAAAGGAUAUUGAUAUAUAUCUAAGACCUUUAAUUGAUGAGUUAAAAUAUUUGUGGGAUAGAGGUGUCAUGACUUACGAUGUGUCAAAAAAUGAAAAUUUUAGAAUGCAUGCAGCAGUGUUGUGGACGAUACAUGACUUUCCAGCAUAUGGGAUAGUAUGCAGAUGGAGUACAAAGGGCUAUAAAGCAUGUCCUAUAUGUAGAGAAGACAUAUCGUCAUAA
Molecule: messenger RNA, 1134 nt
Organism: Olea europaea var. sylvestris
Lineage: Eukaryota; Viridiplantae; Streptophyta; Magnoliopsida; Lamiales; Oleaceae
Exons: 4
Coding region: 1-1134 (377 amino acids)
Source: RefSeq, a predicted model, not a curated record